This is a messenger RNA of Mytilus trossulus (common blue mussel), 1738 nucleotides long. RefSeq lists its product as uncharacterized. The record is from RefSeq and is a predicted model, not a curated record. NCBI's taxonomy places the organism in Eukaryota, Metazoa, Mollusca, Bivalvia, Mytilida, Mytilidae. The transcript has 6 exons. The coding region runs from base 117 to 1652 and encodes 511 amino acids.
GUUAAGAUAGUCUGAUAAUGAAGCAGGUGCUUUCAAGUAAACGUGUUUCCUCUGUGGUCAAUUGAUAAAACAGUUUGACAGAUCAAGCGGCAAUACCUAAUUAUAAUACGAAUACAAUGAUUUCGUACAACAUACAGCCUCCUUUGAAAUUACUGUCAUUUUUGUUGUGCUUUCAUAUUUCAUCAUCGUUUGUGCUCUAUAAAAGACAAUCAGACUUGUAUUCAACAAAUAACUUUGAUGCAAGUUUUUUGGCAAAUUCUGAAUCAAAUAAUGGUGGAAAUAUGGCGUCGAACGGAGGUGGUAGCACAUCGUAUUCUUCAAGGAACAGCAAUAGUAUGACGUCUGGCGGUGGUGAUAGUGAUCGUGGUAUGGGUUCGCCGAAAGGGGAAGGGAAUGGAAAUGGUAUGGGGAGUGAUAAUAAUCCUUUCAACAGUAACAGCAACACAGGAGGAAUGGGCCCAUUUUCCGGAGGAUCAAAAGGUAACGGAGGCGGUAUGGGGCCUUUUUCUAGUGGAUCAAAAGGAAGCGGAGGCGGAAAGGGGCCAUUCUCCAGUGGAUCAAACGGUAACGGAGGUGGAAAGGGGCCAUUUUCCAGUGGGUCAAAAGGAAGCGGGGGCGGAAUGGGGCCAUUUUCCAGUGGAUCAAACGGUAACGGAGGCGGAAAAGGGCCAUUUUCCAGUGGAUCAAAAGGAAGCGGAGGCGGAAUGGGGCCAUUUUCCAGUGGAUCAAAAGGAAACGGAGGAGGAAUGGGACCGUUUACCGCUAAUAGUAAUGGAGGUGGAAGCAGCAAUAGCAUGGGCGAAGGAAUGAAAUCACCAUUUGACAGUAGCAACAUGAAAGGAGGUCCUGGUGGUUUGGUUGGUGGUCAAUUUAAAUUAGACAUUGGGACGAAUAAUGGCCCGGGUGGACUUACUGGUAGUCAAUUUAUGACAAAUAAUGAUGGCGGACCUGGUGCUUUAUCAGGUGGUUCAUUCAUGCAGAAAACUGAUAGUUCGACUACAGAUUCUAAAUUUGACACAUCUCAGUAUGAACAGAUGUUGAAGGAAAUGUUUGCAACAGACUCGGGUACUAAAUCUGAGGGCAAUCCUUUUGAUCCUGAUUCUUACAGUGGUAAUAUUAAUGCAGCUGGCACUAGUACAAAAUUCAAUUCUGCUGGCAGUGGACAGUCCCAGGGAUAUGGCAACACGAAUAGUGGACAGUCCCGGGGAUAUGACAACACGAAUAGCGGACAGUCCCAGGGAUAUGGCAACUCGAAUAGCGGACAGUCCCAGGGGUAUGGCAACUCAAAUAGCGGACAGUCCCAAGAUUAUGGCAACUCGAAUAGCGUAGAGUCCCAGAGAUAUGGCAACACGGAUGGCGCACAUGGUUCAUACGAAUCAGGUCAGAAAGAAAGCAGCUACCAAUUUAACAAUGGUAACACCGACACAUAUCAGACGCCAUUUAACGAAAAGACUGAUUACAAUGAAUUAUUAUCAUCACCAUUCCAGUCUAAUAAUAAUAAUGGUCGUACUGGGGAACAGAGACCAGACCAGGCUCUAGGUACUGGGUAUUCACCUUUUAAGGCAGACAGAGGUAUGCCAGGUAUGGCUAGAAUGAAUAACCCAGGAGGUAACCCGUUUAGUCAAGGAGGAUCACAAAUUGGAAGGGGUUGAAAGAAGAUGUUUCAAGAACAAAAUAAACAUUGGAACAAACAGUGUAUUAUGUUUACUGUAUAUUAAAAUGUUUGUGAUAAAUUAUG